AUGUCUGCCACUCAUGCGUCUCCAGUUGGAAACUUUUCUGAGGGAGAUGAGAAUGAUCCUACUUGGGAAAUGCACGACGACGACGAUGAUGAAAACAUCACAAUGGAAGAACGUCUUCUGGAGGAGGAUGCUAGUGCUUCAGAUGGAGAUGAAGGUGGUGAGAUGGGUGCGUCACAAAUCCCAGUCUACCAUGAACCGGUGGUCGCACAAAUGCCGCAAUUUCAUGACAUUGUGUCUACUCCAUUACGUAAUCAUCAAGGUGACGAAGCUGUUAUUCCCUUUUGGCAAGGAAUUCCACAUUAUUCGUACAUUGAUUGGAGUUAUCGGAGUGAACAAGAAUCAUGCACUGAUGGUACGGUUUCAGGAUCGGGUUCAAUACAAGGUUUCCCGUGGCGCGUUAGGGCGAUCAAACCAAUGUUUGGUGAAAAUUGGAAGAUUACGAAAUUGGGUGGAGAUCACACUUGUUUGAAUGAGCACAUUUCCCAGGGACAUAGACAGCUCGAUGCAGACGUUAUUGCGGAUCUCGUUAUAGGGAUGAUAAGGGAAGAACCAUCUGUCUCAAUUUCUUUGUUUCAAGAAAGGAUGACCUCUAAAUAUAGGUUUAAAGUUUCCUUCAGAAAGGCAUGGUGGUGCGAAUACAUGCUUCGCUUUUCUCCAGGUUCAUUUUAUCAUAUUCAAACAAAUGAUUUUUAUGCGGAGCAUGGGUUAGUUACUGGAAAAAAGGUGUUUCUUCGCAUGUUUUGGACGUUUAGACAGUGUUGUGAGGCGUUCAAAUUUGCCAAACCAGUCAUCCAGAUUGAUGGAAUGCAUUUGUAUGGGAAGUACAAAGGCAAAUUGUUGGUGGCCAUAGCCCAAGAUGGAAAUGAUGAAUGUUUACCGAUCGCUUUUGCCAUCGUUGAAGGUGAAACCUUGGAAGCAUGA
Molecule: messenger RNA, 921 nt
Organism: Gastrolobium bilobum
Lineage: Eukaryota; Viridiplantae; Streptophyta; Magnoliopsida; Fabales; Fabaceae
Exons: 5
Coding region: 1-921 (306 amino acids)
Source: RefSeq, a predicted model, not a curated record